Molecule: messenger RNA, 927 nt
Organism: Urocitellus parryii (Arctic ground squirrel)
Lineage: Eukaryota; Metazoa; Chordata; Mammalia; Rodentia; Sciuridae
Gene: B3galt5
Product: beta-1,3-galactosyltransferase 5
Biological process (GO): protein O-linked glycosylation
Cellular component (GO): Golgi membrane; endoplasmic reticulum
Molecular function (GO): N-acetyl-beta-D-glucosaminide beta-(1,3)-galactosyltransferase activity
Source: RefSeq, a predicted model, not a curated record
AUGGCUUACCAGAAGUUGAGGCUGACCUACUACGCGUGCCUGCUGUUGGUGGGAGUGCUGUGCCUGUAUUUCAGCAUGGCUCCUUAUAAAGAAGAGCCUUUCAUUUUCAAGAAAAAAUACGGGACGUUCCUUCAGCUCCCAGAUAUCGAUUGCAGGCAAGAUCCUCCCUUCCUUGUCCUGCUGGUGACUUCAUCCCACCAGCAGGUGGCCGCUCGCAUGGCCAUCCGGAAGACGUGGGGGGGAGAGAGGACAGUGAGCGGGAGGCAGGUGAGGACAUUCUUCCUCCUGGGGACCACGGCCAACCAGGACGAGAUGAGCGCGGUGGCCCAGGAGAGCCAGCAGCACGGCGACAUCAUCCAGAAGAACUUCAGGGAUGUCUACUUCAAUCUGACCCUCAAGACCAUGAUGGGCAUGGAGUGGGUCCACUACUUCUGUCCUCAGGUGGCUUUCGUGAUGAAGACAGACUCGGACAUGUUUGUGAAYGUCCACUACCUGACCGAGCUGCUCCUGAAGAAGAACAGGACCACGAGGUUCUUCACUGGCUUCCUGAAGCUCAACGAGUAUCCCAUCAGGAAGAAGUUCAAUAAGUGGUUUGUGAGUAAAUAUGAAUACCCCUGGGACAGGUACCCGCCCUUCUGCUCUGGCACCGGCUACGUCUUUUCCAGCGAUGUGGCCAGCCAGGUGUACAACGUCUCYGAGAGCGUCCCCUUCAUUAAGCUCGAGGAUGUCUUUGUGGGGCUCUGCCUGGCGAAGCUGCAGAUCCGGCCCGAGGAGCUCCACUCCCAGCAGACCUUCUUCCCGGGGGGGUUACGCUUCUCCGUGUGCCGCUUUAGGAAGAUCGUGGCCUGCCAUUUCAUCACACCCAAGGAAAUGCUGAUCUACUGGCAUGUCCUGGAGACCUCCCAGGAAGACUGUCCCGAGGUCUGA